Penicillium taxi is the source of this 633-nucleotide messenger RNA. Its product is annotated as Rab family GTPase. Gene Ontology annotation, cellular component: recycling endosome. Bases 1 to 633 code for a protein of 210 amino acids. Gene Ontology annotation, molecular function: GTPase activity; GTP binding. The record is from RefSeq and is a predicted model, not a curated record. The transcript has 5 exons. Lineage: Eukaryota; Fungi; Ascomycota; Eurotiomycetes; Eurotiales; Aspergillaceae. Gene Ontology annotation, biological process: exocytosis.
AUGGCCAACGAUGAAUAUGAUUUCCUCUUCAAAGUGGUCUUGAUCGGAGACUCCGGUGUUGGUAAAUCCAAUUUGCUCAGUCGCUUCACCCGUAACGAGUUCAACCUCGACUCCAAGUCGACUAUCGGUGUGGAGUUCGCGACUCGUUCCAUUUCCGUCGACUCGAAGACCAUCAAAGCACAGAUCUGGGAUACUGCUGGCCAGGAGCGUUACCGUGCAAUUACCUCUGCUUACUACCGUGGCGCUGUCGGUGCCCUUCUUGUCUAUGAUAUCAGCAAGCACCAGACCUACGACAAUGUCAACCGGUGGCUGAAGGAGUUGCGAGACCAUGCCGACUCGAAUAUUGUGAUCAUGCUGGUCGGUAACAAGAGUGAUUUGCGGCACCUACGUGCGGUCCCCACCGAGGAAGCCAAGCAGUUUGCCAGCGAGAACAACCUGUCCUUUAUUGAAACAUCCGCCCUCGACGCUAGUAACGUCGAACUCUCCUUCCAAAACAUCCUCACAGAAAUUUACCGCAUUGUCUCGAGCAAGGCCCUUGACUCCGGUGAGUCAGGCCAGAAUCAGCCUGGUGACCGCCGUCCAGUGAUCGAGUUUACUCCACAGGACAAUGAGCAGAAGCAGGGCUGCUGCUAG